Molecule: messenger RNA, 14283 nt
Organism: Dicentrarchus labrax (European seabass)
Lineage: Eukaryota; Metazoa; Chordata; Actinopteri; Moronidae
Gene: lrch1
Product: leucine-rich repeats and calponin homology (CH) domain containing 1
Exons: 20
Coding region: 184-2571 (795 amino acids)
Molecular function (GO): protein binding
Source: RefSeq, a predicted model, not a curated record
ACGGGGAGACUAGGCGGCGGCGGCGAAAAUCGGGGAGGAAACAGUACGCACAGCACAGCACGCCUGAAGUCGGUGUCCCGCUGUUUGUCCGAACGUUAGCUAACCCCGCGCGCUCUCUCGUUCGCUCUCUCGGAUAUAACCAACGCACGCACCCGGAGGACAGCGGACAGAGGGGGGAACAUUAUGGCGACGUUGGGACCGGAGUCGGCUCGUCCUCCUCUUUCCCAGCUCGUUUCUUCUCAGUCGAUCCAGAGUCACAUCGGCAGCGCCAACCUUCCGCCCAACCGGGGCUUGGAGCGGGCGCUGGAGGAGGCAGCGGCCAGCGGCGUCCUCAACCUCAGCUCCCGAAAACUGAAGGAGUUUCCCCGGACAGCCGCCAACCACGACUUGACGGACACGGUGGAAGCAGACCUUUCAAAGAACAGACUGACUGAUGUCCCCUCAGAGGUCUGCCACCUGGUUGCCUUGGAGACACUAAACAUGUAUCACAACUGCAUCAGGACCAUCCCUGACACCAUCAUCAGCCUGCAGUCACUCACCUCCUUAAACCUCAGCCGGAACCAGCUGGGCUCUCUGCCGGCCUGUCUGUGCGGUUUACCUCUGAGAGUCCUCAACGCCAGUAACAACAAGCUGGUCAGCCUGCCAGAGACCAUCGGACAGCUGCACAGCCUCAUGGAGCUGGACAUCAGCUGCAAUGAGAUCACGGCUCUUCCUCGCCAUAUCGGCAGACUCAAAGCUUUGCGAGAAUUAAAUGUACGCCGAAACCUUCUCUGUGUCCUGCCAGAAGACCUGGCUGAACUUCCUCUGGUGAAGUUUGACUUCUCCUGUAACAAGGUGUCGACCAUCCCAGUGUGUUACAGGAACAUGAAACAGCUUCAGUCCCUCCAAUUAGAAAACAACCCACUGCAGAGUCCACCUGCACAGAUCUGUAUAAAGGGUAAAGUUCACAUAUUCAAGUAUCUGAGCAUCGAGGCGUGUCGCAGUGAGAAGAUGCCCGACUCUCUCUACCUGCCCGUCAUGGAGAGACUCAGCCUAUCGCGACCCACCACCGGCAGUGUGGAGGACAUGGAGCAGCAGAAGAAGCAGGACAGCGACUCAGGAGUCGGCAGCGACAACGGAGACAAGAGACUGUCUGCUACUGAGCCAUCAGAUGAAGACAGCCUGAGUCUCAACGUGCCGAUGAGUCACAUCACGGAGGAGGAGGGAAUCAGUAAAGACGACUCGAGUGAACACAUCUGCUCCCUAACAGCAGACCCAAACUCCGACUCGGUCCGUCUGAUUGAGGAGAGCCCUACGGAAGCCCUGAGGGACCAGUUCAGCUACAGAGACUCUGCCCUCAGCACUCGCUUCGUCAACUACAUCAAGGGUCGGACAGCAGCAGACUUGGACGAGCCCCUCAGGAUAGAAGAAGACUCACACUGGCCAACAGAACAAAUGUCAAAGGUCACAGGGGGCACAGAGCUCCACAUUGACAUGAUCAACCAGUUGAAGGAGGCUGUGGAGCUGCUGCAGGACCCCAGCAGAGUGAAUACAGAGCAGGACGAUCCGUCUGGAGUCCAGCUCUACCCAGUGGAAAUGGUCACAGUGGAAGAGUCACUUAAUGGGCAGGACAGUGAUGACGGCUUCACCACACAAAAGCAGCACACGAAGGAAGGUGGCUAUGAGUUCCAGAAGAAGAGACAGAUGAUUCUAGAGAAGGCCAAGUUUGAGGCCCAGCUUGCAUGCCGGGAGUAUGAAUGGCAUAUGUCAAUCAAGCGAGAUGACAGAUCUCCAGCCAGUGGACCUCCAUCCUUCUCCAGCCCGGUGUUUGGACUGAAGCCCCGAUCAGCCCCGCCCUCACUGCCCUGCUCGCCCCCUCCUUCCUGUCUUGACCCCUCCCUCCUCUCACAGGCCUCAUUCCUCCAUAGAGAUACACCUCGUAGCCAUGACGUCGGAGGCAUGCACAGCCGUGUGUUCCUGCGGAGCCACAAGAGUCUGGAGUCUGUUGAUCCUCAGUUCACCAUGAGGAGAAAGAUGGAGCAGCUGCGAGAGGAACUGGAGCUUAUGGAGCAGCUGCGAGAUAGCAUCGAGAGCAGACUGAAGGUUGUCCUUCCUGAGGACCUUGGGUCAUCUCUGAUGGACGGCGUUGUGCUCUGCCAUCUGGCCAAUCACAUUCGCCCGCGCUCUGUCGCCAGCAUCCACGUUCCCUCGCCUGCAGUGCCCAAACUCAGCAUGGCCAAGUGUCGGAGAAAUGUGGAGAACUUCCUGGAUGCCUGCAGAAAAAUUGGUGUACCGGAGUCUUCCCUCUGUUCACCUUAUGACAUCAUCCAGUGCCGCCUGCAGCCGGUUCGCGCCACAGUUGAGGCGCUGGUUGCCUUGGAUACAACCUCUCUGGACAGGAAACAGGAAAAGGCAAUCGCGACUCCAAACCCCACCUCCUCUGGGGGGUCAAAGACUCCCUCAUUGGUUUCUGUUACCACUCAAACUCCGCCUGCUGCAUGGCAAAUCUGGGACCUUAUUGGCUCAAGCCUGCUUCACGUCCUCUGCCUAGUUCUGCUAUUCUUGGCCUAUAGUUGGAGUGAGCUAACGUAACCGUUCCUGUCCGUCACCUGCCAGCUCCGUCCUACUUCUGCCCAGUCUAGUCCUCUUUAUUUUUGCUGCGUUUAUGUCACAUGGGGAAAAAACCACAUGCAAAAAUAAACUACUGUUGAUGUUCGUUAGUGUCAACAUUUUUGUGAGCUCAUAAACUUUACUGCACAUCAACAAAUAUAGUAUAGUGAUUCAUUAAAGAGUAACUACAUCCAAAAAUGUUACUUUUCUCAGAUAUAAUACAACAGUACUUCUCAUUUUGUUAAGAGUUCCCAGUGGAUAAACACAUGGGCCCAGUAAGACAUGUCUUUAGUAUAAAAAGAUUAUAUGCUCAGUAUAAAAAAAGGAUUUGUGGAGGCAUAGCCAAUGAUUUUUGCAAGAUUAUGAUCAGGUCCAUAAUGACAUAUAAAAGAUGGACGUUGUGUCCCCACUUCCUCCCACUGUACAAAAAUGAAGCCAAAAUAUCCUGGAUACAGCUGCUGCCAUCUUUCACCACUCUGAGCCAGAGUCUGCGAUGUAGCGGUCGGGGUCACUGCCGCAGUAUGGAAGUCCCGCCCAUAUCCUUGGCAGACUUAAUCGUGAGCAUGACUCAGUUGUCAUGACAAUCAAUCAUGACAGGAAACCCCCUUUUUAGCUUCAAAUAAUAGAAAAAUGAACACUUGAACAUGGAUCAGCCUGAUAAGUUUUACCUAAAAUGACAGAAACCCUCUUUGGUCAAAUUUAUUUGACUUGUACUUUGAUUUUGUUUUGUGUUUGUCCCUUCUGCUAACAUGGGGGCAGCAGGCUUUAUAUACUGCAGUCAGGUACCAGAGGGCGAAAGAGAUGUUUUGGCCUCACUUUAGGAGAACUGUCAUUUUAUCCAUUUUUAUAUAUGUAUGUUUCAGAGCUAGACUUCCCAAACACUGGUAGGAAACGCCCUAGCCAAGCUACAAGACCCACAUAGAAAUUCUCUCAAGGAGACAUAAAUGCUCCUCUAGCGGCUGUUAAAGCUCCAUCACACUCCCUGUGUUUGGGACAUGAAAGCCUGACAGUAGUUGCUCAUUGCAGGUCAGCUCUGACUAAAAGAGGCCGAGCAAAAUAUAAGGGUGUACUUACUCUUUAUGUUAUACACUAAACCAGUGAAAAUUCAAAAACUACUUUCAUGACACUUCAAUUGUCCCGUCUGGGAUUAAUAAAAUUGAUAUAAUCUAAUCACCAGAACACAAAAUCAUCAGUUCAUCCCAUGUGGUAUGAAUGCACCUCUCCUCAACUUCUGCUCCUUGUUUUUUUCUUCUUCUUGCCCUUUUAGGAAAAACAACUCACAGACGUGUUUGUGUCUUUGCAAUAAACAGAGACUGAAAGCAGGACAUGUGGAACAGCAGGUUACUUAAAGUCACUCAUGUCUUAUGAACAUGCUGUACAGCAGGGAUAAUUUGAUCUGUGCAGGAAUGAGAGGACUCAUAACACUAGGAUCAAAUUCUUGUUUUGUUCAUCUGUUAAAAACUAUGAAAAAACAAAAACAUGAGGCAUAUUAACACCAUGUUGGAAGAAGAAAAUGAAAAAUUGUGCCAGUAUUGAUGUCUCCUUGAAAAAACAAAUUCAGUGUUUGUGUUCCGAUUUUUUAUGUAUUUCUAUAUUAAUACUGUGCACAGUAUACAGUUUGCUGAAAUGUACCAACAGCCAUUUGGCACCAUCAUGGAAGUCUAAUGAACUAGUAACUAUAACUGGCUAUAGGCAGUCUUUAAGAAAUUAUAACAACUGGGUGUCAAUCCAUUUAGUAAUUCUUUAAACAAAAAUAAAUGGUUUUAAAUUGUUGCCAGUGUAGAUUAUGAUGACUGGCUGUGUUUACAUGCGCAUGAUAUAAAAAAAAUCACAGUAGUCACAAGUCACAAGAAAGUCUGAAGUCAGUACACUCAAGUCUGAAAUUUGUGAAAUUUUGGUAUCAUAUAUGUGUGAAAUUUUGGUAUCAUAUAUGUCAACUGGUGCUCAGCAACAUAACAUCAGUUCUUCAUGGCUACUGCAACUUGACUCGAUGCUGCUGGAUCGGAAUAAAUAGCGUUAACGUUGUUGAUUCAGGAAAUUAAUUGAUCGGCGGCACACUUAUUAAAUAACAUACUUUUUAUUUAUUGGGACCUGGGGGAAGGUAUUAAGUAUUUUUGAGUCACAAGUCCAACUGAUGUCAAGAGUCAUUGGUUUUGAAAUCCAAGUGGAUUUGCAGGCCUGUUUUAAUUUUGUCAAGUGGAGUCUGAAGUCAUCAAAUUUGGGACUCCAUUCUGAUUCAAGUUCAAUUCAUGUGACUCCAGUCAACAGCCCUGAUACUAAGCCACAUAAAUUGCUGAAGAUACACCCUCCACAUUAUUUUUCUGUGUGACUGGUCCCUUGCGGCUGCAUCUGCAGCGAUGCUUCACUCGAGAGUCGAGGUCUUGUCCAUUCUCACCGCGAGACAAAGGCAUCUUCCAGCAAAAGAGGACAGUGAAAGGAUCUGUUGGUAGUCAUAUCCACAUAUUUCACUACAGUUUAAACUUUUCAAACCUUUUCAAAGUAAAAGCACUGUUGUAAUCUUUUAUUUAACAUGACUUCACUUUUGAAAGGAUCUCCAGAAGUGAGCGGGUUGAAGGGCGGUAUCUUUCCUCUGCUCUCUCUCUCUCUCUCGCUCUCGCUGUCUCUCUCUCUCUCUUUCUGUCUCGCUCGCGUUCUCUCAGGUAAACAAACCAACCACACAAGCUUUCUGAUUACCACUCUUCAGAUUUACGUUUAAACUAUAUCGCAUUGUAAAUUAAAUGAUAGGAACAUUUAGAUUGUUCGUGCACAUUAUUCAGGGCAAAAGUGUAUAGGGAAAGAUAGGGCUGGUAGCAGCAGCAGCUCUGCAGCAGCUGACACGCUCUUGAUCUGAACGCCACAGGUGUGGGAGAUGCCACACGCUGCUGGUUUUUUACACAAACGUUUGGGAAGUCGUCUCUUUGGAAAAGGGCAGGUGAUUUGAUGAACCCAUCUAUCACUGUCUAUCACGGGCAAACUUCAACCAAUCAGAUGGUAAAUGGACUGUACUUGUAUAGCGCCUUUCUAGUCUUCCGAUGACAUGGCACAUUCGCCCAUUCACGCACAUUCGCCCAUUCACACACAUUGGGAAAAACCUUCAGUACUAAUCUUUGCUCUUCUUUCAAUGAAGAAAUGCUCUCCAGUUCUGAUCAAAUUGAUGCUAACAACAUCUACGCUAACCUCUUUAGCAGCCCUCAUUGUUGUUAUCAAGCCAAAAUUACUUCCCACAGACCCAGACCCAGAUUGGUCUGAUCCACUGUGGUUGGACACAAACACAUAGCUUAAAGACUGGCAAGAUGGAUUCUUACGUGAUUGUGAUUUUGCGAGUCCAGCUGCCUGGCAGUGUUACAGAAUUGGACCAGAAUGAACUAACGUUUGUUAGACGGUUAACUUAACAAAUACUGUGGUUGGCCAACAAACAAUCUAAAUAAAAUAUUGAAAUGGGUCCUUUAGAUGUUGGUCAGACAGAAAUUAUCCAUGCCCACCAAAUUAUUCUGAGAACGCUGUGUUCUUUACUGCUUUAAAGAAUUCAAUCAGAAGUUCUGAAGACCUUCAAUAUGGCUGCCAAAUGGUAAUGCUGAAGCUGCCGUUUUAUCACUGAUGCACUAAAAACAUGGUUUUCAGUGAUGCAAACAAUUCAAUUCAAUUCAAUUCAAUUUUAUUUGUAUAGCGCCAAUUCAUAACAGAAGUUAUCUCAGGACACUUUUCAAAUAGAGCAGGUCUAGACCGAACUCUUUAACAUUAAUUACAGAGACCCAACAGUACCACCAUGAGCAAGCACUUGGCGACAAGGGCAAGGAAAAACUGCCUGUUAAAAGGCAGAAACCUAGGACAGAUCCUCCGGCUCUAGGUGGGUGGUCGUCUGUCUCGACCAGUUGGGGUGAGAGAGAGAGAGAGAGAGAGAGAGAGAGAGCGACAGACAGACAGACAGGUGCACAGCAACAACAGUAUUGGCAAUGGCAGUCAAGCAGGACCAUGGCAGGAGGCUCCACCAGGAUCCAUGAGAACCUGCGAGACGAGAAAGCACAAGAACUCCGGGGAAGAAGUGGAGUUAGUAACAUGCAUUAAAGGGACAUGAAUGAGUGCAGAAAGAGAGAGGAAGAGAGUAGCUCAGUGCACCAUGGGAAAUCCCCCCGAUAGUCUAGGCCUAUAGCAGCAUAACUAAGGGAUGGUUCAGGACUCACCUGAUCCAGCCCUAACUAUAAGCUUUAUCAAAGAGGAAUGUCUUAAGCCUACUCUUGAAUGUGGUGAGGGUGUCUGCCUCCCGAACCACAACUGGAAGCUGGUUCCACAGGAGAGGAGCUUGGUAACUGAAGGCUCUGGCUCCUGUUCUACUUUUAGAGACUAUAGGAACCACAAGUAGCCCAGCAUUCAGAGAACGUAGUGUUCUAGUGGGGUAAUAGGGUACUAUGAGCUCUUUAAGAUAUGAAGGGGCCUGACCAUGAAGAGCUUUAUAGGUGAGGAGGAGGAUUUUAAAUUCAAUUCUACAUUUUAUAGGGAGCCAAUGCAGAGUAGCUAGUACAGGAGAGAUGUGAUCUCUUUUUCUAGUUCCUGUCAGUACUCGUGCUGCAGCGUUCUGAAUUAAUUGGAGCGUUUUAAUGGACUUAUUGGGGCAACCUGAUAAUAAAGAGUUGCAGUAAUCCAGCCUUGAAGUAACAAAUGCAUGGAUUAGUUUUUCUGCAUCUGUCUGUGAUAGUAUGUGUCUAAUUUUUCUAAUAUUACGUAAAUGAAAGAAGGCAGUCCUAGAGGUCUGCUUUAUGUGGGAGUUAAAUGACAAAUCCUGAUCAAAGAUAACUCCAAGAUUCCUGACAGUGGUGCUAGAGGCCAAGUUAAUGCCAUCUAGAGUGACUAUAUCUUUAGACAAUGAGUCUCUAAGGUUUUUGGGGCCAAGAACAAGAAUUUCGGUUUUUUCUGAGUUUAACAUCAGAAAAUUGCAGGUCAUCCAGGAUUUUAUGUCCUUAAGACAUGUUUGUAAUUUAGAUAAUUGAUUAAUUUCAUUGGGUUUGAUUGAUAGAUAUAACUGCGUAUCAUCUGCAUAACAGUGAAAGUUAAUGGAGUGAUUCCUAAUAAUGUUGCCUAAAGGGAGCAUAUAUAAAGUAAAUAGUAUUGGUCCAAGUACAGAACCUUGUGGAACUCCAUGACUAACUUUAGUAUUUAUGGAGGAUUCAUCGUUAACAUGUACAAACUGAGAACGAUCUGAUAAGUAUGACUUAAACCAGGUUAGGGCAGUUCCUUUAAUGCCAAUUUGAUGCUCAAGUCUCUGUAAAAGAAUAUCAUGGUCAAUGGUGUCAAAUGCAGCACUAAGAUCUAAUAAUACAAGUACAGAGACAAGUCCAUUGUCAGAAGCAGUCAGAAGGUCAUUAUUAACUUUAACCAGAGCUGUCUCUGUGCUAUGAUGAACUCUAAAUCCUGACUGAAAAUCCUCAAAUAAACUAUUGUUAUGUAGAAAGUCACACAACUCUUUGGCGACUACUUUCUCCAGAAUCUUAGAGAGGAAGGGGAGGUUAGAAAUCGGUCUAUAGUUGGCUAAAACCCCUGGGUCAAGAGUGGACUUUUUAAGAAGGGGUUUAAUUACAGCUACUUUAAAGGACUGUGGUACAUAUCCUGAUAAUAAAGAAAGAUUAAUCAUAUCCAGUAAAGAAGUGCCAAUUAAGGGAACAACUUCUUUAAGCAGCCUAGUUGGGAUCGGGUCUAACAGACAGGUUGAUGGCUUCGAUGAAGAAAUGAUUGAAGUUAACUGAUGAAGAUCGAUAGCAGAAAAACAGUCUAAAUAUACAUCUAAGUUUACAUUGACAGAAGUCCCUGAACUUGGAGAGCCACUGAUAACUGUUGAUGGCAGUUGGUGAUUAAUUUUUUCUCUAAUAGUAAUAAUUUUAUUAUAGAAGAAGCUCAUGAAGUCAUUGCUACUUAAGUUUAUGGGGAUAUGUGGCUCAAUAGAGCUGUGACUCUCUGUCAGCCUGGCUACAGUGCUGAAGAGGAACCUAGGGUUGUUCUUAUUUUCUUCUAUUAGUGCUGAGUAAUAGGCUCCUCUGGCAUUACGGAGGGCCUUUCUAUAAAUCUUAAGAUCAUCUUGCCAAUUUGAGCGAUAUUCUGAUAAUUUGGAAGAGCGCCAUUUCCUUUCAGAUUUCCUAGCUAUUUGCUUUAACUGGCGGGUUUGGUGGUUAUACCAAGGUGCUAGUCUCCUAUGUUUUAAUAAUUUCCUUUUUAUAGGAGCGAUAGAGUCUAAUGUUGAUCGUAGUGAGCCUGUAGCACUAUCGACAAGAUUAUCAAUUUCAGAGGGACUAAAGUUGUUAUAGGACUCUGUUAAAUUCAGACAUGGCAUUGAAUUAAACACUGAAGGAAUCUCCUCCUUAAAUUUAGCUACAGCACUGUCAGAUAGACAUCUGCUGUAGGAAGUUUUGCCUAAUGGCUUAUAAUCUAAUAGUAUGAAUUCAAAAGUUACUAAAUAAUGGUCAGAUAGGAAAGGAUUAUGUGGGAAGACUAUUAAAUGUUCAAUAUCAAUGCCAUAGGAUAAAACAAGGUCAAGAGUGUGAUUAAAACAAUGAGUUGGUUUAUUUACACUCUGACAGAAGCCAAUUGAGUCUAUUAAUGAUAUAAAUGCAUUACUAAGGCUGUCAUUGUCAACAUCCACAUGAAUAUUAAAAUCACCUACAAUAAUUACUUUAUCUGAUUUAAGGACUAAGCUUGAUAGAAACUCUGAAAAUUCAGAUAUAAAAUCAGAGUACGGUCCAGGAGCGCGGUACACUAUAACAAAAGCAGCUUUGUAAGGACCAUGAUUUAAAAUGUGUAGUUUCAGGGUGACUACAGUUGAUGACUUGAAGGUGGAUUUUCGUGGUUGUUCCAAUAUUUCAGAUAAGCACAUGAUUCCUGAAUGGAGGUGUUUAGUGGCUCACCAUUAUAAAACUGCACAAACACUAUAAUUCUUUUCAAAUGUGUGACUAUCAAGUGGUGAGGAACAAACUGAAGCCAUAUUACAAUAGUUAUUGAUUAUUUAAGACAGUUAGAUGUUUUUUUUUAGAAUUUUGAUUUGCCUGAGUUAUUUAAAAUGGUUAUUUGAGUAUAUUUUGAAACUUAAAAAAAUGUGUAUUUUAGUUAUACAUUUAUUUUUUGUCCUGCACCGAAAUGAGAUGACUUUUAAUGUACAUCAACUACUACUGUAUCCUAAUAUGCAAUCUGACUGUUUCUGGAGAACAUUUGAAGGGCUAGAUAGACACUAGAUGAGCUUAUGAAGUUAGAUAUAUCUUAGUCUUGCGGUUUGAUACACAGAGGAUUAGAAUGUCGCUCUGUUUGUAACCUUGAGAGGAUUUAAAUACUGAGGAAUGUGGAUAUUUGCUAUGCCCACUGCAACUUUCAAAAACAUAAUAAUUGCCUGGCCAUGUGAGCAGCUGAUUGGCUGAUGGAUUAAUUCACAGAAACUAAAUUAAUACAGAUGUGUUGGCCUUUAAUUAUUGGUGUCAAAAGAAAAUUUUAUUUAUGAUAUACAGAACACUAACCAGUGUAAGCUGAGUAACUACAAUGUUCAUUUUUGUUACUGUGAAUGUGAAUUACUCAUGUGUUCUGUGAAUUAAUUCUUGCAGUAACUUUCAGUUGUUGACACAUUCUCUGCACAGAUUUUCUAACUUUGUGCUGAUGUGAAUGGAUUUCAUGUAUGAUAUUUGUUAAAGACUGAGGUAAUAAAUGCAGUUAAGGGGGGGAUGUCUGUUCUACGGAGUCAUUGUUUGAGCCGACUUCAGGUGAAAGCUUGAGGACAUGCUACCCACUGUCUUUUUAAACGUCAUAACAUAAAGCACCUUGUGUAACUCAAGUGUAUGAAAUGUGCUAUAUGAAUAAACUUGCCACGCUUUAAAGAAAUUUAAUUUUAUGCUAAUUUGCUUUCUUGCUGCGAAAUAGCUGAGAAGAUGGAUACCACUCUUGUAUCUUGCCGUUAAAUAUGAAGCUACAGCCAGCAGACGGUUAGCAUCCUGCACAUAACCCCUUUAACUCUAGGUGGAACACAGGAAAGUGUUAAUUAGUAACUUUUAGAGGUGAUUGUUGUUUGUUUUUAUUUUAUUUAUUUUUUUACCUUUGGACAGAGCCAGGCCACCUGUUUCCAGUAUUAAUGCUAAGCUAAGCUAACCGUCUGCUGGCUGUAGGUUCAUAUUUAAUGUACAGACAUGAAAGGGGUAUUUAUAUUCUCAUCUAACUCUCGGCCCGAAAGCAAAUCAGCAUGAAUGCCAAACUGUUCCUUUCACAACAUAAUCCAGAACUCUACAGCACUGAUUCCCAACCUUUUUCCUUAAGGGACCCUUGUUCAUUGAGUAAACUGACUAAGUGACAUAUUUUAUGGAUAUUUUACAUUAUAUCCAAUGCAUAACAAUAACUGUAGAGAACAACUGAUAAACUGUACAAUGAACCCAAACAGUGAACACAAUAUCUGCAGGAUGUUUGUGUAAAAUGAGAGAUUUGGAUGAUUUUUUGUAACAUUCACACACACUUAAUCACCUUCUUUUUUGACAAAUACAGUGUUCCUGAAACUUGGCCAUUGUUCUAGUAGCUCUUUGGUUGUUUUAACAGCAUAUUUUUCUAAUGCACAAUGAGCCUUCACAAAGAGUCAAUAUAGCUUGUGUUCAGGUCUUCAAAGCUUAGCUUUCCCAUUCCUUCCAAGGAGAAACUACAGGGGCCAUGAAAUAUUCAAUUUUAUAUUCCAUUUCUGCCAGUAGAUUCACCUAAAUGUUGCACACCACAGUUAAAUUAAAAAAAACUAUCUAUCUUUGAAAAUAACAUUUUCAUUUAGUUUUCUUCACAGAAAUGCAAAUGUGUAUAAUAUUAUAAAAAAUAAAAAAAACUCUUGGGGUGGUAUCUGUGUCAUCCUCAAGCUCGGGUCCUCUACCAGAGGCCUGGGAGUUUGAGGGUUCUGCGCAGUAUCUUAGCUGUUCCUAGGACUGUGCUCUUCUGGGCUGAGGCUUCUGAGGUUGUUCCUGGGAUCUGUUGGAGCCACUCCCCCAGUUUGGGGGUCACUGCCCCGAGCGCUCCUACUACCACGGGGAUCACGCUCGCCUUGACCUUCCACAUCUGCUCCAGCUGUUCUUUCAACCCUUGGUACUUUUCAACCUUUUUGUGUUCCUUCUUUCUGAUGUUGGCGUCUGCUGGUAUGACCACAUCUAUCACCACCGCUUUCUUCUGCUCCUUGUCUACCACCACUAUGUCUGGUUGGUUGGCCAGGACCUGUUUGUCAGUCUGGAAGCUGAAGUCCCACAGCACCUUGGCCCUGUUGUUCUCAGCCACCUUCUGUGGUGCGGCCCAUUGGGAUUUGGGUACUUCUAUUCCAUACUGGGUACAGAUGUUCCUGUACACUAUUCCAGCCACUUGGUUAUGUCUUUCCAUGUAUGCUGAUCCGGCUAGCAUCUUACACCCUGCUACUAUGUGCUGGACUGUCUCAGGGGCAUCUUUGCAUAGUCUGCACCUUGGGUCAGAUCUACUCUUGUAGAUCUUGGCCUCUGUGGCUCUUGUACCUAGGGCCAGUUCUUGUGCUGCCAUGAUCAGUGCCUCUAUGCUGUCUCUGAGUCCAGCCUUUUCCAGCCAUUGGCAGGUCUUCUCGAUAUCAGCCACUUCUUCAAUUUGGCGGUGGUACAUGCCAUGUAGGGGCUUGUCCCUCCAGGUUGUCUGCUCCUCUUCCUCCGCACUCUUAUUGGGUUUCUGUUGCCUGAGACAUUCACUUAGCAGUUCAUCCUUUGUGGCCAUUUUUCUGAUGUACUCUUGGAUUUUUGAUGUUUCAUCCUGGAUAGUGGCUUUGAUGCUCACUAGUCCUCGGCCUCCCUCUUUCCGCUUAGCGUACAGUCUCAGGGUGCUGGAUUUGGGGUGAAACCCUCCGUGCAUUGUGAGGAGCUUUCUUGUCUUGAUAUCUGUGGCUUCUAUCUCCUCCUUUGGCCAGCUUAUGAUCCCAGCAGGGUAUCUGAUGACCUGCCAUUCAGCUGACUUUUCAGGACCUGCCUUACUCUCUCUGGAGGUAUUUGGUUGUGGUUGACUUCCUUGCGGCUUCCUCAUGGUUUCCAUUAGCCUGUGGGAUACCAAGGUACUUGUAGCUGUCUUGGAUAUCACCUAUGUUGCCCUCUGGUAGGUCAACCCCUUCAGUUCUGAUCAUCUUGCCUCUCUUUGAGACUAUCCGGCCGCACUUGUCAAAUCCGAAUGACAUCCGACCAGUAUCUGGUGCUUGGCUCCUCUGGUGUUGCUACCAAUUCCCUUCUGAGCCCCGCUCAUGUAUUGAGCUACGUGCUUACUCGUCUUAGCCGCGAUGAUGCCUGACAGGGCCUUCCAUGUUGUGGAGAGACAGGUUAUUGGCCGGUGGCUGGAUGGGAUGGGUCCCUUCUUAGGGUCCUUCAGGAUUAGGACCAUCCUGCCCUGGGUUAGCCACUCUGGGUGGCCCACCCAGGAAAUAACAUGAACCAGCUGCUAAGGGAUGUUCAUCUGUGCUGCUAGGCGUUCAUGGAGUGCUGUUAGCUUCUUCAGCCAGUAGGCAUGGAUCAUAUUGGGGCCUGGUGGUGUCCAGCCCUUCAUCUUUGACACUCUUUCUUGGAUGUCUGCCAUUGAGAUGGUUACUGGUUCUUGUUCUGGCAGGUUGCUGUGGUCUGCUCUUAGGUCCACUAGCCAUUGGGCAUCUGGGUUGUGUGAUGCCUCUUUUUCCCAUAUGGCCCUCCAGUAUUCCUCCACCUCAGCUCUUGGUGGGUCUGACCUGUUGUUAUUUCCUCCCUGCCACUGAGAGUACACCUUGGCUGGUUCAGUGGAGAACAACUUGUUUAUUCUCCUGGCCUCUGCCUCCUUGGUGUAUCUCUUCAACCGGUUGGCCAGUGCUGUUAGUUUCUGUUUGGCAGUUUCGAGUGCUUCAGGUAUGGAGAGCUUAGUGUAUCUCCUGGGUUUAUUCACCGUGUUGCCCCUCUGCAGCUCAUCCUGUAUCCAAGAAUUUCUAGGAUUACUGUUGCUGUACUGUGUAUCAGCUUAUUGGUCUCAGUGAUGGUUCCCAUGGGGAUUUUUCUUAGUGCAGCAUUCACAUCCACUAGCAGAUCUUCUGCAGGUACUUUACAAGUCAGCUUCGGUAUUCGUCGUGGGUUCCAGGUUUCUAAUUGGGCCAUGAUCUUCAUUCUCAGCUCUUGUACUGAGGCUGUUGGUAUUUGUUGUGGCUUGGUACCCAACCUCUGAUUGUGGGGGUGAUGGUGGCAUCCCCCCGCUGACCUGUCGUCCUGGCGCCCCCUUGCCAUAGCAUCAUUGUUGUAUCUUAUCGAUCUCUAGUUGUGAUAGGAGUUUUCGAUUGCAGAUGUUAGAACACUGGGCUAACAGCUGUUUCGUUGUUAGCCUUGAUUGUGGGUUUCGACGUAACCAAUGGUCCCACAUUCGUUGCAUGUAUCCCUUCUCUCUGGGGUUGCUCAUAUAGUAGCAUUCUAACAGUUCCGUGUUUUCCGCCCUUGUCCAUCUAUGUCUUGUUCCAGUAGUAAUUUCUUUCUUUCGCUAGUCAACGGGGCACAGAGUAACAUGAAAAGAAAUCGCUUUUUAUACCACUAACAAGACUCAAAAUAGCACCACACUUACAAGGUAGCAUAAUGAGGACCCCUAUGUAUAAACCACAGCAUUGAGAACUUUGUAAGUGUACUUUUAUUAGUUUAUUAAAAAGAUAGUUUAGAACAACAGUAGCGUUCGUGUAUACAAGCGGGCGCUAUCUUGGGAAAA